This is a messenger RNA of Leptosia nina, 948 nucleotides long. Lineage: Eukaryota; Metazoa; Arthropoda; Insecta; Lepidoptera; Pieridae. The record is from the annotation of a GenBank genome assembly.
AUGGGCGUGGAACAAACGAAUGGCGUGGUGAACUACUGCAGACGACCCCCGCAGAGACCCUUCCUCCAGAAGAUCCAGUAUGCGAUUUGGGAUCCUGAGGAGCGAAAGUUUCUGGGCAGGACGCCGAAGAGAUGGGGUGUGAUAGGACUCAUCUACCUGGUGAUGUAUAUCUGUAUCGUGAUCUUCUUCUCCAUCUGUAUGUGUGGACUUCUGGCCUCGGUGGACGAACAUGUGCCUUACUUCACGUUGGCAGAGUCUAUCAUUGGAAACAACCCUGGAAUGGGCCACAGACCGAUAGUGUUCGAAGAAGGUGCUCUGAUCUGGUACAAAAUGGACAAUGAAACGUCAUACCAGAAAUAUAUUGAAAAUCUUGACGGAUUUCUAGCGCCCUACAAGAAUAAAUCUCUCCUUAUCAACAAAGGAGUGAACCAGAUAGAUUGUAAAGAAAAUAGACCAAAGGCUGGCGAGGUUUGCCUCUUCGACACUUCCCUACUGGGGCCGUGCGGCGAAAGCGGUUACGGAUACGAAGAAGGAAAACCUUGUCUCAUUAUAAAACUUAAUAAGAUUUACGACUGGCAACCUGUUUUCUACGAUGACCCAGGGGAUUUACCGCCCGACAUGCCCCCUGACAUUUUAAAAUACUUCAAUUCUACUACAUCGCCGCAAGAGAGACGUCAGGUAUGGCUGUCGUGCAAGGGUGAAAGACCAGCUGACACAGAAGCACUGGGGCCAUUAAAAUAUUGGCCCCACCCUGGUCUACCUGAAGUCUACUUCCCUUAUAACAACACUCCAGGGUACCUCAGUCCUUUGGUUGCUGUGCAGUUGAUGAAUCCUAUACACAGCCAGAUAAUUAACAUUCGCUGUCGUGCUUGGGCUCGUAAUAUCGUAUUCACGGAGAGCUUGAAGGAGAGGCUCGGCUCCACUCAUCUGGAAAUCAUGAUCGACUGA